GUUUUACACCAAAUUUUUGCCAAAACUUGGUUAACACUAUGCCCCAAAGAAUUUCAGCCUUAAUAAAAAAUAAAGGUGGGGUAAAGGCGGACAGCAAUGCCUAGGCAUAAAAAAAAUCUGCGUAAAAUUUAUGAACUAUCAACCACACAAAAUGGAGCAGGCUCUGGAGGACAUUCGGAACAAAAGAAAAUCCCUUAGAGGUGCCUCAGAGUACUAUGGAAUACCAAAAUCCACUCUAUCCGACGAACUCAAGAGACAAAAAGCUGGAAAACAUGGUGCACCUACCAAACUAUCAGAACAAGAUGAAAAAAUGUUCGCAGAAGGAAUCACUCAGUUUGCAGAGUGGGGAUUUCCUAUGACUCGUUGGGAUAUAAGAUGCUUGGUAAAGGAUUACCUUAAUAGAAAAGGUAAACAAAUAAGCCAGUUCAAGGACAACAUGCCUGGGAUUGAGUGGUUUUAUAACAUUGUCAGUAGAAACAAAAUUUUGACUGAGAGAUUUGCACAAAAUAUAAAGAGAUACAGGGCUAAUGUAACCAAGGCGGUAGUAACCUAUGAAUAUCGUGAAUUAUGAUGAAACCAAUUUGACAGAUGACCCUGGAAAACAAAACGUUUUAUGCUGCCGUGGUUCGAAGAGCGUUGAGAAUAUAAUUGAUUCAAGUAAGUCUAGCACCUCAGUUAUGAUGACAAUAACAGCGGCAGGACAAUUGUUACCCCCAUAUGUAAUAUAUAAAUCUGUUCACCUAUAUCCAGCCUGGAUAGAGGGAGGUCCUGAUGGUACCAUGUACAAUCGAACUAAGUCAGGCUGGUUUGAUGGCCCUGCUUUUGAAGAUUGGUUUGACAGGAUUUUACUUCCUUACUUUCGAAAUCUUCCAGGCAAAAAAAUAUUAAUAGGAGACAACUUAGCCAGCCACACUUCUAUGCACGUUUUGGAAUGCUGUCAAAAUUAUAACAUUCAAUUCAACUCAACUCACCUCUUACAGCCCCUAGAUGUGGCAUAUUUUGCACCGAUGAAAAAACAAUGGCGUAAGAUUUUAUUGGAAUGGAAGAUGCGGAAUAGGGGCUGCAUCGUGAAAUCAGAAUGUCCAAAACUUUUGAAGAAAGCUAUUGACAGCAUUGAAAAUUCCGAAAAUAACAUUAAAUCUGGUUUUAAAGCAUGCGGCAUUGUCCCACUGAACGCUAAUGUAGUUUUAAACCGAAUUUUACCUGAUAUAGAUCCAAUAAUGGAUAUAAGUGAGGGCGAAGUUCAUUGGGUGCAAACCUUAAAAUAAUUUCUCAAGUAGAGCAGAUUAGCUAUAACUCAGGUAGAAAGUCCAAAAAGAGGAAACAAAUAAAAGUGGCACCGGGAAAGUCUAUAAGUGCGAAAGAUUUUGAAGAAAGCAGUGACAACUCUGAACCUGAAUAUAUGGGUCUAUCGAAUGGUGGCGAUGAACAAGAAGCAGCUAAAAAUCCCAGCGAUGAGGAAUUAAGAGAAGAGGGAAAUUUCAGUGGUGAACCCGAAGCUGACCUACAUAACCAGAUCAAUUUAGAUUGUAUCCAACCAGGCAAUUUUUUGUUAGUGAAGUUUUCCUGUCCAAAUAAUACAUUCCAAUACUUUGUUGGCUGUGUCUCUGACGUUGUAGACGUCAAUGAAAAACUUUAUUACGUAAAUUUCUUAAGAAAGCAAAAUUCCGAAAAAAUUGGUGAUUAUUUUGUUUACCCUAAUAUUAAAGACCAAAGCUUGGUAGAUCCUCCUCAAAUUUUAAAGGUUUUAAGACAG
Molecule: messenger RNA, 1756 nt
Organism: Acanthoscelides obtectus
Lineage: Eukaryota; Metazoa; Arthropoda; Insecta; Coleoptera; Chrysomelidae
Source: the annotation of a GenBank genome assembly